AAAUUGGAAAAUUGUCGCAAACGACGAAGAACGACGAGUUGAUGCAGACGAUUUUCAUAAUCGCUGCAUAUUAGAUUUUUGUGAAACCUCAAUUAAACAUUAUAAAUUCUAUUAGAAUUGAAAAAAAGUGAUUAACUUUGAAAGCAAAUUUUUUUUGCUACUUAUAGCGCGUUUUUUUCGGCUUGUGCGGGAUCGUUCCCAUGCAGUGCAUUCGCACGUAGAUUGAAGUGCAAGUGUAACAUUCGAAAAAUGUUUUCAAUAUAAAAAGUUUUGUACACAAAUGAGUUUGUAGGCCUUUACAAACGUAAAAGACAUAAAACCUACAGUGAAGUGAAAUUUAUAUCACAUGAAAAUUAUAGUGAAAAAUACCCAUACGUUCUAAAGUCUUAAAAAGCCCUCUAUAAUCCAAAGGCAAGAUUUUGGUACAUAGCAAUAAAACUUGUGUUAAAAAGAGGUUGGGUGCAGACAAGUUGCACUUGCAUACAGGUAGGGCGUGUUUUUCUUAUACGCGUCGCCGCCGAUAACGAUACAGUAUUUUCAGUAUAUAAUUUAAAGAGUUAAUACAAAAUAUAAAUAUACCCAUACAAAUCGAUGUUAAUUUUUCUAAUCAGAAUUGUUUAUCUCUUAAAAAGGCAAUAAAACAAAUAUUAGCGCCGAUAAAUGGGGAGUUGCGCAAAGUAGAGAAGAAAAAUAAUUGCAACUUCCCUUUUAUAGGCAUUUUAUGUCUACUACAAAGUGCGAAGUAACGUAGAAAAGGCGAAUUGAAAAAAACGUAGAGUAGUGGAAAGUGAGUGCAUAAUCAAAAUGUGUAAGAAAUCCUUAUAUUAAAGGGCAAUUUGUAUACAUAAUAUAAAAGCAAAAAUGUAUGUAAGGUAAAAGUAGAAAUAUACAAUCGUAUUAUAUAAAUGCCGGAAGUUAUAUACGUGUAGAGGAAAUUAUAAAAAACGCCGCACUUCCGUCUGCGGUUUGUGCCCAGUUCGCCGGAAUCGCCACGAAUUUCGGUUUCGGAAGUUAAUAUUAUUGGGUCUCGUGCACACGCCCACCGAAUUAGUCAAAACCCUGAGCUACGGUUUCUCAUUCGUCUGAAACUGAACUAAAGUGUUUGACCGCUAAAGAUCGAAGGCAAGCUUAAAGCGUAUACAUUUUCCUCGAUAUAGUUACUAAGCUGGCAAUAUGGGCGCACAGCAGGGAAAGGAGCGCGGUUCACAUUCCAGCGGCGGUGGCCAUGGCGGUACGGCCAGUUGUAUUGGUGUGCCAAGUAGUGGCAGCCCAGUCGGCUUGUCGUCGUCUCAUGGCAUUAGUGUUGGCAGUGUAAAUGCACUAGCUGCUGGUUCCACCUUGCGCGGCUCCCGCAUCAAAUCAUCAGCUACACCAGCAUCUGUGGGUGGGAGUUCACAUCGUUCGACUACCGCUUCGGGUAGUAGCAUUGGACACACAUCUAAGGACAAUCACAGCCGUUGCAAUGCCAUCGGAAUGAACAUUUUCACAGAACAUAAUGCUUUUAUGCGGGUGGCAUAUUGUGUCUAGGUUUUAUUAUGAAAUAGGGUGGAUUUUUUGCUAGCAGCUGUUAAAUAUGUUUGCCGGCCGUAAUCGCACCACCAUUGUUUGAAUGCCUCUUGCCGGGUUAGCUGGCUGCCAUUGAAGGUUGCUACAAGUACGUUCAUACAUACAUAUGUACAUAUGUACAUUUAUAAUACGCGUGGGUGCUUUUCAAAAGAUUACAUGAUGUUAAUGUCUCAAACAAUUUUCACAAUAUACAUACAUAAGUAUGUGCAUCAAAAGCUGUGUAAAUAUAUUUUCAAAUAAUUUUAAUAUUUUAAUAAAAAUUAUGUUCAUUUGUUAGAAUAAACUGUUAACGUAAGUAAUUUCAAAAUAAUUAAAAAAAUGAGUUAUCUUGCACCGUUGCUAGACCACCCUUCACAAAUAAAAAAAGAACGUGAUUUCAGUACCAGUUGUUGUUUUUCUUCUUGUAGCGGCAGUAUUUAGUCCCAGUUAUUUUGGUAUGUUAUAGUGAUCCGAUCUGAAAAGUUUAAUUUGAUAUAGUAGUGUUGACAUGAAAAGUAAUAUAUGCGAAAAUUCAUUAAGAUAUCUUGUCAAUUAAAGAAGAAUCCAUUGGAGGGACUCCGACGAUUGCUUCUGGCCUUUACAAACUUCGUGUCAAACAAAAAUAAAAUACAUACAUAUGUAUAAUAUUAAUAUUUAUUUCGGCUUUUUACAUUCGUAAGUAUGCAUACAUAUACAAUUUACGAUACACACUUUUUUGUUUACAUAAAUCUUAAUUAGUCGCUGCCAUCUGAUUUUGCUUCCAUUGAUUUUGGAGUUAUGUACAUAUGUAUGUUCGUCAGUAACUCGUUUAAUUGUUUAACUUAUUAUUAACUUCAAACAAGAAGCCUUCUUUGGUGGCAAAUAUACAACCACUCAGCAACUGUCAAUCGAGGGACGGACGGUAAUUGCGUUAAUACUGUUAAAUUUAUAUAUAUAUGGACUUACAUACAUAUAUAGGAUGAUAUAAGAAAAUAUAAUACAUAUUAACAAACAUGUGGUUAUAUAUUUAAACAUUUUAUGUACAUACCUAAAUAUACACACAUGCAUAUGUACAUAAAUGAACGUUUAAAAUUAUUUUUGCAUCUACAUAUUCCAACUUCACGCUCGCCCUCUUGUGGUCGCAUUCUUUGCUGCAUAUGCUCUUUGCACUUCAUACGCCUUUGUUGUUGCCCUUCAUCAUGUGGGUGGGGUUGUUCUGUACUCUUUACUUACUGUUGCUUUUGGUAUUUACAAAAUUACAUUUAAAUUUCCAAACAAAACACGUCGCCACAUUUUAUAUUGAUGAGGGAAAGAAAGCAAAUGGCAACGAAGAAAAUAAACACACAUACAAUUGUAUGUGUAUAUCAAGCCGACAGUAUUUUCAAUAAUUGUAAGCUGAAUUUUUCAAACAAAUACCCAGGGGAUGGUGUAUCUGUAAAAUUUCCUCUAUACUUACUACAUAAAUAACUAUAUGGAUGUUUGUAUGUAUAUAUAAAGGUGCCUAGAGUAUAGUGAUCACUUUUAUAUUAUUGUUUGUGACUCUGCCGGCGGUGAUAUUAGUCAAGCUCCGGAAGGCAUUUUACGCAUUUUAUUCCAUUGACACGUUUACCGAAAAUGACCUUUUAUUGCUUCAUCCGGCGUUUAUCGCCAACGGCUGCACGAGACCACGACAUAGCUGUGCUUUAGCGUGCCGUCAUAGGGCUACAACUAAAUGCAUUCAAUCGCAUCGAGUCGAACCAUAUUUGGUUCAUACGUUACCCAUAUAAUUGUGAAAACACAUCAAGCGUGCUCAAAUUGCUUUGAAAUGAGGCCACUAAAGCGCUGUGAAGACCCUUCAACGCUCAGUGAGCUUGAAUUCCAGACAAAGUUCAAAAAUAUAAUUGUAACUAAUGAAGCUGCCAUCAAAAAUAUUUAUAUGCACAUGAGAUCCUAUUCAUUCGAUUAGUGUAAUAAAUAUUUUAUCAUGGUAUUUGAAAAUCAGUAACCGGGUUUAUUUUAUUAGAAAUAACGAGCAUAGCCAACCUAUGAGCAACGUCCUACCGCAAUUGAAAAACUUCUGUGUUUCUCAUGAAUUUUAUUUAAUAAUUCACUGCUUAAAUAGAAAAGCAUAUGGCAAUUGAAAAGUUGUAUAAGUGUACCCAUGUGAUAUGCUCCUAUUGUUCCUUGCGCACAUUUUAUUUGAAACUCGGUAGAAUUUGAAUCAAAGUUGAAAAUUUCUUCUACAUACAAGUGCUUAUGUAUGUAUGCGCAUAUCUGUGUGUCUCUUACUUGUUAAGUGGCUUCAUCUGCCUUCAUUAUUUUAAUUCCCAUUUCCACUUUUUUUAUAUGAAGGCCUCGAGGCUUGCCUCUUUUUUAUAGCAUAUCUUUCACACUCAUAUCUGUUGUGUGCCGUGCCGCAUUUGCGUGACAAUUACUUGGUUGAAGUGUCGCUGUGGACCUUGAGCACAAUUUGUUUCGAUUUAUUCGCGCAUAUGUUUUGCAAGGGAAACGCCAUGAAUUGUAUUUGUAUGAAAGUGAUUUCCAUAUCAAGUGCUAUACUCGUAUGUAUUGUACUUGCACAGACCGGCGAGAAUUCUGUAUUUUAUUCACUUGAGUUUUUUUUUUAUAAUUCAGUUUUAUUUUAUUAUGUAAUCGUAAUUUUUUAUAUUUUUAUUUAUUACUUUUCUUUUCAUUUCUGAUUAUAGUUUAAUUUACUUAAUUGAAUAUAAUUUAGAAGCACACAAAUUAACUAGUUUAUUUUAUUUUUUUUGUUAUUUAAAUACAUAAAUGUUCCACUUAUAUUUUUUUGUGUUUAUUCUUUAAUUCUUGUGGUGCAUAAAAACCCAUAAAUUGUUUUACUUUUGUCAUUAUGUAAAAAAAAGUGAACACAAAAAGUGGAGCCUCCCUAAUGUAAGUGCACAAUAUGCUUAUGUAGUUCAUGCAUGAAUAUUUUGCUUUUUGUUUAUUUUUUAAGCUGCAGGUUGGCACAUGGCUUAUCGCCUUGGAGCCUCAUUUCACUUAUAUACUUGUUCCAAUCAAGUUAAGCACCAAAUAAGUACCAGUGCGAAUUUGUAACAAUAUUAAUAAAGAUAUCUACAUACCAUUUGAACAAUUUUAACACAGACUGGGACAAACCACGCCAUAAAAAUCUUUCCUAGACUGCUAUGAUCAUUUUUUUUGUUCGCGUGAAGUUUGGUCUCCAUAUGUCAAUAAGUGCGUGUUAGACAAUUUUUUGUUUUCGAAAAGGAAAUACAAAAGGUGUAAUUGAAAAAUAAUUAUUUGCGAUAUUUUUUAAAGUUCAUUAAACUAUAUUUUUUUAAGAGAGUAUUUCAAUAUUUUUAUUGUACCAAAUUUUUCUUGCAGGGUUUAUAUGAGUAAAAAAUAUAAUCUAAGUACGUUUUUAUAUCACACAUUUUUACGGCUUCUGUUUUUGCUAUUAUUUUGCUUCUAUAAAGCUAAAGUACAUACAUACAUAUGAAUAAUAUACAAAAUUACUGUUGCAUAUUCGUAACUUUGGCGAAAUCAGAAAGUGUGGCUAAAUCAGAAAUAUUGUCAUUGUUUCCAAAACUCGAUCUUAUCUAUUGUUUUGCUUUUCGCACACUUUCAAGUUUGCAUAUUUAUUAACUAAUAUUUCUCUAAUAUCAUACUCAUUGAUUUUUUCCACAUACAAGUAUAAUACAUAUAUAAUUACAUACACAUGUACAUAGUGAUACAUAUGCCUACCUAAAUUUGACAUUUGUAAACAUAUGUACUCAUACAUAUAUACAUAUGUUAAUUUUUAAAAUAGAUGUGUAAAGUCUAAUUGUCGUCACUCGGCGCUUGGCUAUUCCAUUUUAUUGUGUUGUAUUGCAUUUCGGUUUUCCUGUCGUUCGUGUCGUCAUCAAUGCUGAUUCAUGUUUUCCGCGUAACAAUUAAAAAUUACAAUAAUCACCUUUUGAUGACUGCCGGCCGACUGGUCUGUAUGUUUUGGCACAGACCGUCGUGUUAUGCGCCCCUCUCCCGCCAGUCAUUAUUAUGCGUUAUCACCAAAGCGAACAGAAGUGGGCUUGUCAUUCGAAUUUCUAAUUAUGUGAAUUUUUUGUGCUUAAUUUAUAGCCCCAAAAUAGAAAAAAAAUAAAUACAAUUUGCAAUAUAUUAUUUGUUUCGGCGUGUAAAUCUGUUGCUAUAUUAUAUUAAAUAUUUGUUUACAUUUUUUUAUAUACACAUACAUACAUACAUAUGGCAUAUGUACAUGUGUAGAAUAGUAUAUAGUAUAUGUACAUACAUAUGUAUUAGUUUGUGGUCGAGAUU
Messenger RNA from Bactrocera dorsalis (oriental fruit fly), 5793 nucleotides. RefSeq names its product tyrosine-protein kinase Abl-like. Lineage: Eukaryota; Metazoa; Arthropoda; Insecta; Diptera; Tephritidae. The transcript has 2 exons. Bases 1174 to 1527 code for a protein of 117 amino acids. The record is from RefSeq and is a predicted model, not a curated record.